Solea solea (common sole) is the source of this 915-nucleotide messenger RNA. Its product is annotated as odorant receptor 131-2-like. The transcript has a single exon. Gene Ontology annotation, biological process: G protein-coupled receptor signaling pathway. NCBI's taxonomy places the organism in Eukaryota, Metazoa, Chordata, Actinopteri, Pleuronectiformes, Soleidae. Gene Ontology annotation, molecular function: G protein-coupled receptor activity. The record is from RefSeq and is a predicted model, not a curated record. Gene Ontology annotation, cellular component: membrane. The coding region runs from base 1 to 915 and encodes 304 amino acids.
AUGAAUUCAAACAACUCAGUGUUUGGUCAGACUUUAGCGCAGGUGCACAGUAAGUUCAUUAUCGUGCAGGUUCUGGUGGUGAUUUUUCUCUGCGUCAACUUGUUGCUGAUCGUGACCUUCUUUAAAAAUGAAUGUUUCUACACAACUACUCGCUACAUCCUCUUUGCUGUGACGUUACUGUCGGACAGUUUCCUGUUCUUAGCGUCCAACUUUAUUUUCAUCUUUAACAUUUUCCGAGUCACCAUGCAGGUUUCGUUGUGCAGCGUCAGCUGCAUCAUUGUGGGCUUGUACCUCAUCGUCACACCGGUGACUCUCACAGCGAUGACGCUGGAGCGCUACGUGGCCAUUUGUAUGCCCCUACGUCACGCUGAGCUGUGCUCCACACACAGCAGUGUACACGUCAUCCUUGUCAUUCACGGACUCAGCUCUGUGCCCUAUGCCGUCAUUUUUAUCACCUUCUUUGCUUCGGCAUCUCUUGACUUUUACUAUCAAUAUAGGACAUGCUCUGUGGAGAUUUUCUUUUUGUAUAAAUGGCAGGAUCACGUCAAGUCAGCUGUGUUUCAGUUGUACUUCCUCAUCAUGUGUCUCAUUAUCAUGUUGUGCUACAUUAAAAUAAUGAACGUGGCCAGAACUGCAUCAGGAGAUGAUAAAAUAUCCUCCAGGAAAGGACUCAGGACGGUGACUCUUCAUGCUUUCCAGCUGCUCCUCUGUCUCAUCCAGUUUUGGUAUCCUUUAAUAACGUCCAGUCUAAUUCAUAUUGAUUUCACUGACUUACAACAUGUCCGUUUUUUUUGCUACAUAAUGUUUACUCUUGCACCGCGGUGUCUUAGUCCUCUCAUUUAUGGCCUCAGGGAUGAAAUGUUUCUCCAUGCACUGAAAAAAUGCCUCUCAUGUGGCUUGUAUGAAACAAAAUGA